GUAAUGGCAAUGAAAAAUUUCGACAUUCAGUUAAUGUUCGAUUUCAAAGUUGAUUAGACUGCUCUGUGUUUUGCGUUCAAAUUUUUUAUUUUGUCCAAAUUUUCUGAAAUUUGUAUUUACGUAAAUCCUCAGCCUUGACGUAACAUUUUAAAAAUGAAUCAGGAUAAGAAAAAAAAGGUCAUUCCACCACCCAUUGGAACAUACAUCUCUCCCCAAACACGGCAAAACAUAUGGCAGGCAUGUUCGAAUGUUGUAGCUACACCCGAAGAAUUGGCAUCGAAAAUCCUUGUGCCGUUUCCAGAAUGUCUACGUAGAUUACGUGAAAUGGGAGCAGCAGCUCAAUCAAAGAAAGAUAUUGCGCAAAGUUCACGCCUAAGUGAAUCGAAGGCAGAUGUGAAGAAAGUUCCAACCUUAGGUGUAUCAAUGGAAGAUGGGGCGAUAGUUACAGCCUUCAGUGAAACGACCGAAUGUGUGAACAAUGUUCACCUUAUCAAAAUUGAGGGAACCCCGGCAGCAAGCGACAUAAAACCGACGGGACGACUUCUUUCACAGAUGAUUGUUGACAGAAUGAACUUGGCGUUGCUUAGUAUGCAGUGCCGAGUAACGCCUCUGUUUCCACCAGAUUUAACGACAAAUAAAACGAUUCCCAAAGUGAUACGGCGUCGUGGGCCACCAAUACCUCAGCUGGGACGUCUGGCUCCGAAAAGAAAAAUGUUUGCUUUGGUGAACACAACUCAAAAGCCGCGAUCCGAUGACAUGCAAACCGCUGGUAAAGGUUUGACGAAUGAAGGCACCGAGCCUCUGUCCGAGAAUACAUCCGCAAUUGAGGACCAUGCGGCAGUUUUUGGAGAUAUCCAAAUGAAAGUAGAGCUAAUAGAGCUUGACAGUAAUUAAUACCAUUGCUUGAUAACGUACAAUAGAUAUGUACCUACUUAGUGUUUAAGUUUUCAAUAAAUAAACGGCUUGUUUAGAUGGAAAA
This is a messenger RNA of Bradysia coprophila, 979 nucleotides long. RefSeq lists its product as uncharacterized. Lineage: Eukaryota; Metazoa; Arthropoda; Insecta; Diptera; Sciaridae. The record is from RefSeq and is a predicted model, not a curated record.